This is a messenger RNA of Linum trigynum, 681 nucleotides long. NCBI's taxonomy places the organism in Eukaryota, Viridiplantae, Streptophyta, Magnoliopsida, Malpighiales, Linaceae. The record is from the annotation of a GenBank genome assembly.
AUGGAGGGAGAACAUCACUGUUGCUUCUCUAUUGCAACUAUGAUCACGAUCUUCCUGCUGAUGGUUGUGGUUCGAGUGGCCUAUGUCUUUUAUCUAACUGGGAAGCCAUUGUCCUCAAAAUCUUCAGACCCGCGGAGUACUUUGAUUGUUCUGGGUUCAGGAGGUCAUACAGCAGAAAUGAUUAAUAUACUGUCCGUGAUGCAGAAAUACAGGUUUACUCCUAGGUUUUAUAUAGCUGCAGCCACUGAUAGUAUGAGUCUGCAAAAAGCUCGAGUCUUGGAGGACUCUUUAGUUGACGAGAAUCAGGACGAGAAGGUACCUGCCGAGUUUAUGCAGAUAUACAGAAGCAGGGAAGUCGGUCAAUCAUACAUAACCUCUAUCGGGACAACCCUAAUAGCCAUUGCGCAUGCGCUAUGGUUAAUGCUUCGAACCAGGCCGGAAGUGGUACUCUGCAACGGCCCUGGGACGUGUGUACCUCUGUGUGUGAUUGCGUUUUUGUUCAAGGUGGUGGGGAUUAGAUGGUCAUGUAUCUUUUAUGUCGAGAGCAUAGCGAGAGUGAAGAAGCUGUCUCUAAGCGGUUUACUGCUUUACAAACUGCGCAUAGCUGAUCAGUUCUUUGUGCAAUGGCCCCAACUGCAGAGGAAAUACCCUCGAUCUCAUUACGUCGGCUGCUUGAUGUGA